Molecule: messenger RNA, 714 nt
Organism: Alnus glutinosa
Lineage: Eukaryota; Viridiplantae; Streptophyta; Magnoliopsida; Fagales; Betulaceae
Product: pentatricopeptide repeat-containing protein At3g57430, chloroplastic-like
Exons: 6
Coding region: 1-714 (237 amino acids)
Molecular function (GO): protein binding
Source: RefSeq, a predicted model, not a curated record
AUGGAGAACGCACAGUGGAGUGGCGGGCUCCCCCUUGAAACCGAAAAUGCUCGCUUACUUCAUGAUGGACAAUGCACUUAUGGACAAAAUGUGUUUCGAUUAAUGCUGUUUGAGAAUGAGGCGCCUAGCUCGUUUACGUCGAUGAUCAAUGGCGCGCUAGCUUGUUCAAAUUUGCGUAGGCAUGAUGGUUUGCGGCUUGGUAAGCAACUGCAUGCGUAUGGUUUAAGAACAGGAAUUUGGAGAGCGUAUACCAUCAAUGCUUUCAUGGUUAAUGCUUUGGUUGACAUGUAUUGCAACUGUCAACAAAUUGAAAGUGGUCGCCGAGUUUUUGAUGGUAUCUUAGAGCGGAGCAUUGCACUUUUUAAUGCUAUGGUUACUGGUUAUGCAAAAAAUGAGCAUGACGAGAAGGCCUUGGAACCUUCCUGUCUCUUCUCUCGUGCACAGGAUGUAAAUUUUGCAAUGGAAGCCUCAAGGAAAUCACGGUUUGCUUUUGCAGCUGCUAAUGUAAGCUUGGGUGAGAACAAAGGUGGGGAGAGUAUCUCUUCCAUUAAAACGGCUCUUGAUUUUUACUUCCAAGAUGUUGAGGGAUGUCUACGUUUGGUACCGCUUGCGAUGGCCGUUAAAGAAUCAAAAGUGAGAGACCUUCCUACUGGUGAAGCAAAUCCACGGGGCUUCCACGGACUAUCUGGCGAGAUGGAAAGUCCCUGUGUGUAG